CUUACUCGUAGGACAAGGGCACUGAUUGGCUAGAAAACGAAACUGAUAUCCAGGAUCCAUACUGCGCAUGCUAGGUGGGUAGUUUAGGUUGCUUCGGUAUUUAGCAAAAGCAAAAAGUUAUCCAGAAUCCAGAAAAAAAAUUGAAAAAGCGAAUAAUUUAUCAGAGUUUACGCCCUCUAGUCUAUCAUAAUAUUCUAAUGGUAUAAUGGUAAAGUGCAUCAUAUUAUUCUAAAGCUAAUAGCUGUUGUUAUUUUUUGGAUAAACAUCCCCUUCACAAGAAAUCCCUUUAAUAUCAUACUCUCAAGGUCCUAUUAAUUAAGGAUAUUGAUACAAUGUUUUCUGGAUUAUCAAACCAAGUGAGCUCCUGGAUGGGCAGUGUUAAGGGUGAAACUGAAGAAAAAGUCCCUACUCCCACAGAAGAUAGUGAUGCACUUCUUGGACAAGAAACCAAGGAAGGAAGCAGCCCUACUAAAAUCACAGGAGGAAGCCGUCUAGAAAUGUUUUCCAACGUGAAGAACAAGGUUGAGGGUAUAGGCGGAUGGUUGGGUUCAAGCAUACCAAAGUUACGUAAAGGUGAACAGGACGCUGGCAAUCCCGACGCAGUUGGAAAUGAUAAUCUCGCCACUGAGAGUGGAUCUCCUGUGGCAGGUGAUCUAGUUAAAGAGGCUAGAGAAGAUGAUGAUAAUUCCAGUGCUACCGGGGGAGCAGACUCGGGACCGCAGUCACUUGCUGAAUCGCUCACCGAGGAAAAUAAAGAAGGUCAAUUUGGAAAUGUACAAAGUAAGGCUUUAGCUGGCGCAAAAUCCAUUGGCAGUUUUUUAUAUUCUGCUGUAAACAAAGCUGGCAAAUCCGUCACUGAGGCGGGAUCAAAAAUUCAUGUCAUUAAUAAUAUCCUAGGUGAAUUCAACAAGGAACAGGAAGCAUUUAUGAAAGGUAAGGUAAACUCAUCUUCAACGGCAUUACCACCUUGGGCAGGAUGUGCAAAUGAAGAAAGCUUGAAAGAAGAAUGUCUCAGCCUAUCUACUGACAGAAGGAACUUUGUUCGUGCUCCUCCAGCUGGUGUUGACUUCCAAUUCGACUACGAAGUUUCUUACCCAGUUGCCAUGGCCAUAAUGGAACAAGAUCCGAAUUUGGAAAAAAUGCGCUACGAACUUGUGCCUAAAAUAAUAACUGAAGAAGAAUUCUGGAAAAACUACUUCUACCGGGUAAGCCUAAUCUGCCAGGCCAAUGAACUGUCCUUUAUGUCCAGAGAAGGUGAUAACCAGGCCAUUGAUACUUCUUCAGUGCAACCUAUAGAUUUAUCAGAAAAAGAGCAUGAAUUUGUUUCUGAUACCCUAAUUACAAAUAAGGAAGAUAUACAAGAGGUACAAGAAGGUGUGAAAAAACUUGCAUUGGGAUCAAAACCAUUAAACGAAGAAGACUGGGAAAAAGAAUUAGAAGCGGAGUUACAGGAUUACGAAAUGGUGAACGAUGCAAAGGACAACAUUAUCGACAAAGACCUUGAUGAUAUACUUAAUGAAGAAACGGAUUUGAAGUAACUUUCAUGUGACUGAUUCAAAUAUUUUGGUUAAACAUUAUUUUUGUGUAUUGAAAGUGUAUCAUUUGAAUCAGUAGAUUGAGAUGUUUAUUUUAAAGCUUUCUACUAUUACCAAUAGGAAAUAUUUGAAAAAAAUAAAAACACUCAUUCAAAUGAUUUUGAAUGUGGGCUCACAUUGUAGCAGAAACUUGAGGCUAAUCAAACAGACGUAUUAUGUAGUUUGUAGUACAUUUCUUAAGGCCAGUUAUCUUAUUGGGAGACCAAUCAGUGCGUAGUUCCUCAAUAUUUUCGCAGGUUUUACAUGGUAGAAAUACUUGUGUUUAUUGCAGAAACUGUUCAUGUGGCUGCUCUACUAUUUGACAUUAAUUAUUCUACUUCCAUUAUUACCAACCUGUAACUUAAAGAAAUCAACAUCAGACUGCAACCCCCAGAUAAAUUUUUCCCAACUAGUCAGUCACUACCCACUCACAUCUAUAAUAUAUUUAUAUGUAUAUAAACAAUGGGAGUUUCUUUCUCUUCAAAACUAAAUUAUGGUUGUUUCCAGCGAUGCCGACACUCGAGAUGCAGCAGCAUUACUUUUGUUUUAAAAUGACAAGACCAAAAAAUGGUAACUAUUAUCUACGUCAUAACUAAAAUUAAAAUUAUAUAAUGACAUGAGAAAUAAAAUUUAUUAAGCACCACGGUCAUUGUGAGCUAAGCGCUCCCUUCUGUCAGUGUAUUUACACAACAUGGCUGAGUUGGCUGACAAAAGUAGGGUACGGGUCGGUCGAGUUGAUUUUUUGUGUCUUAACACUGUAUGUAAAAAAAAAAAACAACUUCACCAUUUAACAUUCCUUAUUAUCUGCAACGCCUGAGAAAAUAUUUAGAAAUUAAGCACUGUGAUUGAUCUACAUCCAGAAAAAAUAUGUCUCAACUUAUUUUCAUAGAAAGUUUAAAAAUAAUACACUUCAUAUAGAUUCUAAUUCAUUUUGCAUUCCAAGGUUAAAGGAUGCAGUUAAACUUUCACUUAUCUUCUGAGCGAACGUUAGGGAUUUGUUUGUUGCAUUAGGGCUCGACUGUUAAUAUCGGUUUAUUCUUGAUUUCAAUCCGUUGAGAAAAUUGGUCAAUCUGUGAAGUAGAAAUCGAGUUAAAGUUUUUAGGCGUUAUACAAAAAUGUGAUUCGCGCAGUUCCUGCAUUUUCUCAGUAUCUUCCCAAUUAUGUACCCAGAAUGUUUAAAGAUCGGUGCUACAAUAUGUAGUACUUAAUCCACAUAACUUCUUCUUCCACUUCCAUAGUCCACGCAACAUUUCUGGCAAGCCAAACGGCGAUGUGCACUUCUUGACGGAAACAGUAAUGAACAAGUUUGUUACAUAUUUUUUUUUUUGUUUGCAAUAUGAUUAUGUGUAGUAGGUAUGUAUUUUGAAAUACAUAUUUAAAAAAAUACUAGUAAAUUUAAAUGCAUAAUUGUCAUGUAAUCAUAAACUUCAUAUUUAAUUUGUAAUAACCACAAUAUUGGAAACUAUAAUCGGCAAUCAGGAGCUACACCAAAAAAAUAAAAGAUUGAAGCUAGAAUUCGGCAACGCUGCGAAAUGAUUGAUAUGGAGUGGCAUGAUCAGAGGCAUGAUCGACAGCACAGUGGCUGGCGUGGUUAUUGGUGAAACCAAAGAUAUGGUUGUCUUCAGUUCAAGUUAGCACUUUCCAGAUUGGUGCUUUUUUGACGUUAUGUUAUUUUUAUUUGUUUUAUUGCGCCUGUGGUAUUUUCUGACCGGUGCAGUGUUGCUCUUUCUCUAAUUAACCCAACAAACAGAAUGUUCUAAGCCUAAAAUUGCUGAUGCAAGAUUUAUUUAUAAAAUUUGUAAAAAUCCUAGACAAAUUGAGAUUUUUAGAAAUAUAAGAAAUUGUAUACAAAUUUAUUAGGCAAGUCCUGAAAUCAAGUAUUUUGAAAAAUGUGAUAAACUGCGCUUUGAAGGUCUACACUGAAAUUGAAGUAGAAAGUUAAGUGUAAUUCCUCCAGAAUGAGUUUCGCUAAAGAGAGUCGCUAGUAUGCUAAUUACAAAAAUAAAGAAUAGGUAUAGCAAUGAAAAUUAAAAAAAGUAUGUGUUGUGAUUAAUCUAAAAUAUUGAAAACAUUAUAUAUUAUGUAUUAUGAAUAAAGUGGGCGAUAAAGCAUUGAAAAUUCUAUAUAUGUGUAUAUCAAGAAAUCUCCAUGAGGAAGCAUUUUCUCAUUACGGACUUCUUAAAUGUAAUGUGAUUAUAUUAGUUUAUUUGAAUUAAUAGUUGAGUUUUAGUAAUUUAUUUGUUGUUAAAUUUUGAUUCAGUAUACAUAUUUAUGUACCUAUGUAUAAUAGAUAAAAUAUUAUUUUUUAGGUGCUAUGAUAAAUUAGUAUUUUUUUUUUUACUAUUUAUGUGAUAAGUUUCAUAUCAUAGUUUGCGAGUAGUGCUUAGAUAUGUAGCUUUUCAGUGUUGGAAGGAUUUAUUCCAUUUCUUCAUAUAAUUAUUGUUAUAAAACAAAUACCCUAUUGUUAAAAUGAAAUAAAUGUAGUUGUGCUCAUCAA
Messenger RNA from Ceutorhynchus assimilis (cabbage seed weevil), 4071 nucleotides. Lineage: Eukaryota; Metazoa; Arthropoda; Insecta; Coleoptera; Curculionidae. The record is from the annotation of a GenBank genome assembly.